Messenger RNA from Sturnus vulgaris (Common starling), 1569 nucleotides. RefSeq names its product MOB kinase activator 1B (gene MOB1B). NCBI's taxonomy places the organism in Eukaryota, Metazoa, Chordata, Aves, Passeriformes, Sturnidae. The record is from RefSeq and is a predicted model, not a curated record.
AGCCGCGCCGAGCCCAGGCAGCCGCCGGUCCCGCUCCGCCGCCGUCGCCAUGAGCUUCUUGUUUGGUAGUCGCUCUUCCAAAACCUUCAAACCAAAGAAGAACAUUCCCGAGGGCUCUCAUCAGUACGAGCUGCUCAAACAUGCCGAGGCCACGCUGGGGAGCGGCAACCUCCGGAUGGCUGUGAUGCUUCCAGAGGGGGAGGACUUGAAUGAAUGGGUUGCAGUUAACACUGUUGACUUCUUCAACCAGAUCAACAUGCUGUAUGGAACCAUCACGGACUUCUGCACGGAGGAGAGCUGCCCCGUGAUGUCUGCUGGCCCCAAGUACGAGUACCACUGGGCAGAUGGCACAAACAUCAAGAAACCCAUCAAGUGCUCUGCACCCAAGUACAUCGAUUACCUGAUGACCUGGGUCCAGGAUCAGCUGGAUGACGAGACGCUGUUUCCUUCUAAAAUAGGUGUACCAUUCCCAAAGAACUUCAUGUCAGUGGCCAAGACAAUUCUCAAGCGUCUCUUCAGAGUUUAUGCUCACAUCUACCACCAGCACUUUGACCCUGUGAUCCAGCUGCAGGAAGAGGCACACCUCAACACUUCUUUCAAGCACUUUAUAUUUUUUGUUCAGGAAUUCAAUCUUAUUGAUAGAAGAGAACUUGCACCACUUCAAGAACUGAUUGAAAAACUCACCUCCAAGGACAGAUAAAAGGAAGAGGACUUCUUCAAAUCACUUGUUUCUUUAAGCGAGCGUGUGGUAUUUGUUUUUUGUUAAUUUGUUUUUUUUUAAAAACAAAACAACCCCCCCUAUGCUGUUACCAGUGACAGCUGAGAUCUACUUUCUGUGCUUUUAUUAGGGGAAAUCUUUUCUCUGUUAGUGACAUGUGGUAAAUAGCUUUUUUUUAAUUAUUAUUUUAUUGUUGUUACUCAUUGUGGAAUUUCUAGGAGGUGCUGAGUGUUUAUAAAGGAAACGUGCUUGGUUGGGGGAUUGACUGUGCUGGUGGAUGGGUUCUUGUGUUGUGGCAGUGGUAGCCCAUUCUCAUGAAGUCCCUGGAAGACUUGCUUACAUUCUCUAAGUGCCUUGGCAGACUCACUUCUGAGGUGCAAAGCACAUACAAUACUGAACAUUGCUGGAAACAGAAAAUAUGUACUAACACCCAGACACUUACUGAAACUUGUUUUAAAAAUAUGUAUCUGUGCUUACACACAAAAAAAAAAAAGCCAUAACUUGCUGAAAUCAAUGAUCUCCAGCUUUUAAUACAAAUACUUGUCUUAUUUUUUUAGAGAUGAAUAUAGAAUUUUUCAAAACUAGAUUACUUCUUAUAAAGAAAAGCAAAGUUCUUGCUAAAGCAAAACAGCAAAGGUGGUAAAAUUACACAGACCUUGUGCUUAGCAAGGAGUUCCAUGUCUGCUGCCGUGGGACUUUACAUAGUUGCUUUUAUUUUCUUAGCAGGAAAGCAUCAGUUGGGUCAGCCAGCUUGUUAAGUUCUCCUAGCAGUUGCCAAAUGAGCAGGUAGUUUGCACAAAUACCAUUAGGGAAAAUAUUCCCUGUAAAAGAUUGCACUUGGAUAGUAGUAA